Neltuma alba is the source of this 2269-nucleotide messenger RNA. RefSeq names its product RNA pseudouridine synthase 6, chloroplastic. The coding region runs from base 96 to 1520 and encodes 474 amino acids. Gene Ontology annotation, molecular function: pseudouridine synthase activity; RNA binding. The transcript has 9 exons. The record is from RefSeq and is a predicted model, not a curated record. NCBI's taxonomy places the organism in Eukaryota, Viridiplantae, Streptophyta, Magnoliopsida, Fabales, Fabaceae. Gene Ontology annotation, biological process: enzyme-directed rRNA pseudouridine synthesis.
CUGUUCGGUGCUUGCUGCUCGGAGUUAAGUGUCAGGGACGUUGCAAAGAAGCAAAGUGCUUCCUGGCUCCUAGAAUUUAAAAGGAAGAUCCCUUGAUGGGGUCGGUGACUAUGGCCGCCAUGUUGGCCAGUGGCUGCCGGAGCUUCGGUAUACCCAUGGCUCUCGUGCGAACACUUGACAUCUCCCAUUCGGUUCUUACCAAGCACUACAACAAACGUUCUCUGAAAUGGUUUUAUCCAAGGAGUUCACAUAACAAUGCACUUGCCAGUGAAUCCUCAAGAGUAUACUCUAACAACUCAACCACUACUUCUAAUGGGUACCCAAAGUAUGACCGUUUGCUUCCGUGUCCAUCACAAAAUUGGGCACCAAGAGUUGAACACUUGGUUGUUUCAGAAGGAGGACCUGUCUUAGAAUAUAUUUGCAAAGCUCUAGAUUUUCCUCCUUUGUUUGUUGCAGAUCUAAUCCAGUUUGGGGCUGUAUACUAUGCUCUUGUCUGUCCUCAACCCCCUCCUAGCGCUACUCAGGAGGAGAUUAGGAUAUUCAAAGAAGCAACAGAACCAUCAGUUUUGAGAAAGAGAUCUUCAAUCAAAGGGAAAACUAUACGAGAGGCCCAGAAGACUUUUCGAGUAACUCAUGUGGAUCAGUUUGUGGAACCAGGAACCUAUUUAAGAGUACAUGUACACCCUAAACGCUUUCCAAGGUGUUAUGAGAUUGACUGGAGAUCAAGAAUCAUAGCUGUGGCUGAGUCAUAUGUGGUUUUGGAUAAACCGGCUGGAACAUCAGUAGGUGGCACUACCGACAACAUUGAAGAAUCUUGUGCAACCUUUGCAACCCGUGCCUUGGGACUUACAACCCCGUUGAUGACUACCCAUCAGAUAGACAAUUGCACGGAAGGCUGUGUAGUAUUUGCUAGGACUAAAGAAUAUUGCUCUGUCUUUCAUGGUAAAAUCAGGGAGAAAAAGGUGAAGAAGCUUUAUCUUGCUCUCGCAGCUGCUCCUGUGCCAUGUGGAAUUAUUAGCCAUUAUAUGCGUCCAGUUAACAGGGCUCCUCGUCUUAUUUCUGAAGAUUACGUUGAGGGAUGGCACUUGUGUCAACUUGAGGUCAUGGAAUGCAGAAAGGUCCCCUGGCCAACUACUCUUAUUCAAGACAAGUUUUGUAUUGAAGAUUGUGGAUGGCCUUCCCAAGAUUAUGCGUAUGAGUGUACAAUCAACCUUCUUACUGGUAAAACUCAUCAGAUUCGAGCCCAAUUUGCUGCGAGUAAGGCACCACUAGUUGGUGAUUCUAUGUACAUGCCAGCUGCACUUGAGGAGAUGGCUAACCCUGGAACUAAUCCGUUUGGAAAACACAAGAAAGAUCUUAUUGCUGAGGGUGAAAAGGAAAUGGCUGUUUCAAAUUGGAUUGCACAACACGGGAAGGAACCAAGUGUUGCAAUUGGCCUUCAAGCCUGUCAAAUAUCGUGGGAUGACGGUGAUCACUUUUACAAAGCAGGGUCCCCUUGGUGGAGGUGUGAAAAUGCUUAAGGGUGCAUGCUUAUUGGCAAGACGCAGCGGCAAAUUCCCAUUUCUUUUGCCUCCAGUUUUUUGAGCAUGCUGUCAUUCUAAUUGAGAGGGUUUCUCAUCCUAUUAAGGACGCAAGAAUUCCUUAAAGAUUGGAGAAGUUAGACGGUAAGUCUAUUCCUAGGUUCACAAAAAUAAAUGAAAAGAAGACAAUCAGAGGGUGUUAAUUGUGGUAUCAUGUGCUUCGGUGGCUUGUAGUACACAUUCCUUCAGAAUUAAAUUGACAAGGUGAGCCAGAGCAGAGAUGAUUCUUGAAUUGAAAUAUUAGUUUAUGAAGAGAAAAUGAAGCUUACAGACUCUGCUUGGUGAUGGAAGCACCGAGCAAAAGUCAUAAAUUAUUGAAGCGAAGUUGAUUGGGCUUUGGUAUAAAUUAUUCAACUUUGGCGCCUGUCUUGAAUUGUCUGCGCUGGUUUUCCUGCUCCUUCUCGUGUUCUGAACUAAAAGCCUCUGUUUUAUGCUUUGUAAUGAAAUGCUUAUACCAACAUGCUGAUAAUUUUUGAGUUCUCUUCAGAGUAGAAUAAUCAAUAUAGUAUAGCCCGAAUCUUCAUAUAUAUCCAUGUAACCACUGAAGGUUGUCAAGCAAGGACCAGGCAAAGUACCCCCUCACAUCUGCUCCUUUCCUGAUCACAUGUUAAGGAAGGGGGGGGGGGAAUCAAGAACGCAAAAGUGAUAUUAAUUUAGUAAUUUAAUUUCUGGUGAUUCAUUAGUCUCAA